Molecule: messenger RNA, 1770 nt
Organism: Prorocentrum cordatum
Lineage: Eukaryota; Dinophyceae; Prorocentrales; Prorocentraceae
Source: the annotation of a GenBank genome assembly
AUGAUCAAGACCGACUUCGCACAUCACCUCUCUGCGAACACACCACGCAACAGAGUGUCUCCAAGUCCGUCGCUAAAGUUUGCGGCAGCGAGUUCGCAGCUGAUCCCGCUGUGGUUGCUCCGGGGUAUCGCCGGUGCUACUGGUGCCCACUCGGGCCCGACUGCCUUGGAGUUCGCCCUGAAAGCUCCCACGGACAGUCACUGUGCAUCUGUUUCGGCGCCGCCUGCCUGGUGUGAGGCCUCUGCGGUUGCGCAUGAUGGUUCUGUGGCAAAGCACCCGUCGGCAGCAGAGUUGCCUAUCCCCGAUAGUCUGGCGUCCGCGCAGGCCCAGUACGAUAUUCAACUACAGGCGUACCAGCAGCUGGUGGAGGCACAGAACUCUUCCCUUCCGCUUCUGCGUGGUGCCAUGGAGGACCCUGCGGCCAAGGCGCACGAUGUGGACGAUUGCAGCGACGGCGGCGCGAGCUCCGAGACCUGCCGCUCGGAGGCCCUGCAGGAGCACGUGCGCUCUUUGCGCGAGCUGCUUCCGACUCGCGUCAAAAUGCAGGAUUGUGUCAUAUCCCUGCUUGGUGAGCCGGUCUCUGUGGCUGUUCGAGACAGCGGUGCCCCUGCUGUUGGCACGGCUGCCGCGACGAUGCUUGACGGCAUGAGCGUGAAGAUGGCUGAUCUCACCAAGCCCUUGGUGCAGUGGAUGGCUGAUAUGAGUGCCCGUACUGAUGAGCUCGCAUACGAUUCUCCAAGGGUGGCUGCUUGCAUCGGGCGUGCUGGCAAGCUCGAGCAGGGCAAUGAGGCGGACGAGAUCUGCCGGCGCUCGCCUGGCAUCGAGGUGUGCAGGUUCGGCAAGCAGUGCACUGGGCGCGGCUGUCCCUUCCGUCAUCCUCGCGGCAAGGCUGCCCUCGACGAGGCGACGCCUGUGACGGUCCAAUACGCGUCGAGCCGUGCGCCAGGCCGAUCAAUCACAAAGAGGUUCGAUGACGUUGUCCUGGAGGCGGAACUGGUAGACUAUCGCGAGAUGCCUGGCCACCCUGAGCGUGGAGCGACGCCUCCGGAGUUCGAGACGGCGGAGCCCUUCGGCAAGAUGGACCUGAACCCCGCCAUCACGAACGUGUCGCACCAGGUGCACCACCUGUCCUUCGGCGCCAUGGACUCGCCGAUCUCCGUGAAGGAGAGGUAUGCCAGGCUGAAGAACGCGCAGAUUUCAGACGACAUCUUGUCGCACAUCAUGCCUGUCGACGGCAGAACAUUUACCGUUGAACACUUCCAUGAGGCGCCGGAGCACUACUUGAAGGUGAUGAGCGUCAAGAUGGAGGGCGAAAAGGUCCUCUACCAGAUGACGCACGCUGCGAGGACGGACGCACCGGCUGAAGAAGAAGGAUGUGGUGCCCAAGGCCCGCUUCAUGUACGACUUCUCGCCCAUGAGCGUGCAGGUGAAGAGCAGCAGCAAGCGGUGGUACGAAUUCGUGACGUCGCUCUUCGCGAUCCUAGGUGGCGCAUACACCGUCAUGGAGCUUUGCAGCGGCGCGGUGGAGACAACCACCACUUUCGUGAAGGAGGCGCUCGGAAAGGACAACUGAGAUUGGGUGGCAUGCCGCACGUUAGGCUGGUGAGCGUGCCGGCCAGAGCGUGCGGACAUGGCUCUCGCUGUGCCUGCGCACCGUCGGCUCAGAUUCGUCGGCCAGAUGCUGGGGCGGCCUUCUUCGAUGGACCGGAGGGCCACGAGAGGUCGUGCACGGCCGCGCUUGACCCGUGCACGGACGCACGCCGAACCUGA